Molecule: messenger RNA, 5980 nt
Organism: Gigantopelta aegis
Lineage: Eukaryota; Metazoa; Mollusca; Gastropoda; Neomphalida; Peltospiridae
Product: sodium/calcium exchanger 1-like
Exons: 12
Coding region: 307-2856 (849 amino acids)
Biological process (GO): transmembrane transport; calcium ion transport; cell communication
Cellular component (GO): membrane
Molecular function (GO): calcium:sodium antiporter activity
Source: RefSeq, a predicted model, not a curated record
GUGCUUGUUUCUAGACGUGAUACACACUGAUCUGGCGACGUUUAACGCGUGUGUGUGCUUGUGUGUGUGGAUUUCCUGGUUCAACUGAAUCGCUGUACGGCAGUUCGGAGUAACGCUAUGGCGGCUGGGUGGCUGCAACAUCUGUGUUUCAACGUCUAACGUCACCGCUGUACCUCGAAUGCUGUUUUAUAGACAAUCGAACACAGCUGGUAGUAGGGCGACAGAAAGCAUUUGACGUCCAGACCAGCGUGUGACAGAUAUAAAUUGUCAACUUAGGACGACCCAUUACACCUUCGCGCCAUCACCAUGUCAAACGUUUCAUCGACGACCACGCCGAUGAUGAAUACAACGCCGCCAGUCAUGAUCCGGCUGAGCGACGUCUACAACUACACGUGUUCGCAGAAGGGUCUGCUGCUACCGGCCAUCAACGAGUACACGUGGUCGAUCGGGGUUCGCGCCUUCCUCUACCUGUUCGGCCUGCUGUGGUGCUUCCUGGCCGUCGCCAUCAUCGCCGAUAUCUUCAUGUGCGCCAUCGAGCGCAUCACCAGCAAGACGACGAUCGUGCGCGUGCCCGACCCCACGGCUCCUGGAGGCAUGAAGGAACUGGAGGUGAAGGUAUGGAACGACACCGUGGCCAACCUGAGUCUCCUGGCGCUGGGCACGAGCGCCCCGGAGAUUCUCCUCUCCGUCAUCGAGAUCGUGGGCAACAACUUCGUGGCGGGCGAGAUUGGUCCCGGAACGAUCGUCGGCUCGGCGGCCUUCAACCUGCUGGUGAUCUCGGCCAUCUGUAUCGUGGCGAUCCCCACCGGGGAGAUCAGGCGGGUGAAGAGCUUCAAGGUGUUCGUCGUCACCGCCUUCACCUGCGUGUUCGCCUACGUCUGGCUGGCGCUCGUGCUGCUCGUCAUAUCUCCGGGAAUCGUUGAGCUGUGGGAAGCCAUUGUCACCUUCCUCAUGUUCCCCUUGCUCAUCGUUGUCGCCUACUUCGCCGACAGGGACUUCUGCUUGAAGAAGAAGAAACAGGCGCAGCCUGGAUUCGUCGGCAUUUCACUUAAUCAACAGGGGCCGGCAGGUGAAACUACAGCCAAUAAAUACACGGUGACGGAUGAGGAGGGCGGGUCGACGACAGGUGAACACCACGGAGAGGCGGAGAUCAUGAGACUAGCCAAGGAUCUUGGACGUAUUGAAGACCUCCCUGAAGAAGAAGCCGCCAAGAUUGCCGCCAAGAAGCUGAUAGAGGGAGAGUCUCACAACCGAGGCUGGUACCGGAUCAACGCCACCCGGGUCAUGACCGGCGGCAAGAAACUCAUCCCACAGGUCAUGACGUCAUUCCAGAAUUUAUACGAGAGAAUCCAGCUGCCUGAAGAGGAGCGAGCGGAGCACAAAGGCCCGACCAAACACAUGGACCACAGUCUGGGGGGGACCAAGCCCGUCAUCGAGUUCACCGCCGCCGCCGUCGCCGUCCUUGAAAACGAGGGCAAGGUCAGGGUCGGCAUCCGGAGACUUGGCAAACUGGACGUCCCUGUGACCGUCAGGGUUGAGACUAUCAAUGGAACUGCGCUGGCCGGCGAGGACUACAAGGCAUUCAACGACAAGAUCAAGUUUGGGGCAAACGAGAUCCUUCGUCAAAUCUUCAUCGAGAUCGUCGAUGACUUUGAGUGGGAGCCUGAUGAGUUCUUCUUUGUUAAGCUGACUACAGAACCAGGUGCUGAUAUUGCCCUUGGCAACAUCUCCAUAUGUCAGAUCACCAUCAUCAAUGACGAUGAACCUGGUCUUCUGGAGUUCGCUAAACCGAGUAUUGUUAUAAAGGAGAGUUCCUUGGUUGCACGAGUUCCGGUCCAGCGCAUUAACGGAGCCGACGGUCACGUGUCAGUCACGUGGAAGACAAAGGACAUCACCGCCAAGGACGGCAUCGAUUACAAGGGUGGGGAGGGGGAACUCCAGUUCGACAACCAGGAGAUAAAUCGGACAAUCGACAUCACCCUGUUUGAAAGUGACAAACCAGAACGUGACGAGAGUUUUCAGAUCGACCUGCUGGAAACCACCGGAGGCGCGCAGCUCGGGAAGAUAAAGAAAACCAUCAUCACCAUAGUGAACGACGACGAAUACAAUGGUCUGGUGUCGCGGAUUCUCAGCUUGACCAAGGCAAACCUGGACUCCCUGCAACUUGAGCAGUCCACCUACGUCACCCAGUUUCGUAAUGCUAUGAAUGUAAACGGCGGCGACUUGCAGAACGCCACGUUUCUCGACUACAUCCUUCAUUUCGCAACGUUCUUCUGGAAGAUACUAUUUGCAUUUGUCCCUCCAUCAAAAUACCUGGGAGGCUGGCCAGCAUUUUGCAUAUCACUUGCUGUGAUUGGUUUCCUGACGGCAAUAAUAGGUGACCUUGCUGGAGUAUUCGGCUGUUUGAUUGGCCUAGAGGACAGCAUCACUGCCAUCACGCUGGUUGCCCUGGGAACCAGUAUGCCAGACAUGUUUGCCAGCAAGACAGCGGCUAUAAUGGAGAAGUACGCUGACAGCAGCGUGGGCAACGUCAACGGCAGCAACUCUGUGAACGUCUUCUUGGGACUCGGCUUGUCGUGGCUUAUUGCCACUAUCUACUGGAAUGUUAAAGAGGGUAAAGACUUCGAAGUACCACCUGGGUCUCUUGGCUUCAGUGUAGUUCUCUACACACUGGCCGCCGUCAUUGCCUUGUUCGUUCUCGUACUACGGCGGUUUCUGGGGGUGUUUGGGAAGGGUGAACUCGGCGGUGCCGUCAUACCUAAGUACCUGUGUGCCGCUCUCUUCAUCUCGCUGUGGGUCAUGUACAUCCUGUUCUCGGCGCUGCAAGCCAAGAAGAUCAUCAACGUCCAGAUAUAGCCUUGAUAACACGCGCCGCCACCUGUCCACCACCACCGACCUACCUACACGAUCACUUCGACUGGGCUUUCUGCUCGUAAAAUAUAGACUAAAAAUUGUUGUUCAUACAGAUGUCAUAGAAACUGAAAUAUAGUAACAGUUGUUUGUAAUGCUUGUCGACAUGCCAAAUUAAGCACUCAGAUUUGCUAAUGAUAUCAAAAUAGCGAUGCCAUGGUACCCAGCAUGAAAAGACAUAUGACAUAUGUCAAUUAUUUUAAAACGAAAUUCUAGUUGUUCUUUGGGUUGGACAUCUCAUCAUUUUUCGUAUCCGUUUGUUUUCUUCCGCUUAUCAUGUUGAAAGUUUUGGUGUUAGAUGAUGGCCCAUCCUUGCUUCUUGUAAGCCCUAUAAACUACUAUGUAGUCUUCCAAAAAUACAGUAAAAAAAAGACAGUUGGUUCAGUCUGCAAAUAGUAUACACAGGAAGCUUUUGAUGUUCCAUUCAAAAAUAGAAAACUGAGAACAUUUUGAUUGUUUAGACCUAUAUAUUGUGAGAGGCAUCGGCAGCCAGUGUAGGCCUCACACACACAGCCUCGUUGGCCAUCUAAAAUACUUGUUCUAGUUUAAAAAACUGGAAAGCCGUGGAAAGAUGUCAUCAACAUCCUACAUCUCGUGAUAGACCCAGUGUCGGGGAGCGCCAGUUUCAGCUAACACCACUAGCACCCUGCUCCCCACCCUCUCGUUGGACAUGUGUAUUGUUCUGUGAACGAUCACUAAUAUACGAAGAAUAUCAAUAAGAUAACCAGGGUAAUCUAAUUUUAGGCACAGACUCCAGGGCGAAGGACAAAUACAUGAAACCUUUGACCGGACAAACAUUAUCAGUGUGGGGAACGUUGAGAAUAGUACAUGGCGCAACUGAGUAGCCAGUUCACAUAAAUUUUUGGUUUUAUUUAUUUAAUUUUUUGCAAUGUUCUUUGCAAAGACAGGUGCGAAUGUUUGAUACAUUAUGAAAAAUACAAAAUCAACAGUCACAUGCUAAUUGGUGACAUAUUGUAUAUAGUGUUAGUCUGUUGUAUAAAAACAGUAUGAUGUUCCUUACUGAUGAAUACAUAAUUUGUAUUUAUUAAGUUAUUAUAAAAUGGGGCAAUAUUCAUUGAAUAAAAUGCCAUUGAUAGGUGAAGGUUCAAACGAAUAUCAACGACUUUUAAAUAUCAACAAAAAUAAAGUGGACAAUCAUAAAAUUGUAUUGUCUUAAUAAGCAAAACCAUAUAUAUGUAUAUUGGAUCACACUGGAUAUGUUUUCAAAAUAUAAUUAAACACGUAGUUGUAUUAUAAGAUAUAUUUAUGUUAAUAUGAAAUCUGUUUUCAGUAUAUCGUAUUUCAAGUUAGCAUUUUAUUGUAUUAAUGGCUUUUUUGUAUGGAUUAGUUGUUACAAUACUAUAUAUCUCUAUAUAUGCCUCUAGGGUUUUCCUGCGGUGUCCUUACACUCAAAAAAUAGAAGGAAGUGCUUUAUAAUUUCUAUUCAUUAAAUGCCAGUAAUUUGCAAUUUAAAAAAUCCAAUCAUCUUCUAGGUAAAAUAUUGUAGUAGAGUGAGAGGGGGUUUUCUAAAGAAUUUGUCUUUCGCAGCUGUCCAGCACACCCUUAUGAAAAACAGUAGGACAAAAGUAGGAAUGAAAAUAUAUAAAAAGUAGGAAAAUGGAAGGAAAAAGUAGGACUGCAACAAUAUGCAGCAACAUUAAUCAUGCUAAUACCUGUACUGGGAACACGAAUGUGUUAAAUCGAAAAAGUUUUAUGUUGUGUUCAGUUUGUACAAAUAUUUUCAGUUAUAUCCAAAAUAACAUGAAUCUUAUGUAACAGUCAGGUUACAGUUAUUUGAAAUAUCUCAAGGCAUUGAGAAAAAACACAGAAAACUACAUGUGGGACAGACGGACGGACAGACAGAAGGAUGAAGAUGAAACCUAUAGUCUUCUCCGGUUAGACAGAAAUUGACUUUGAGGGUGUCGAUUUAAUAUGUUGAGAUUAUAUGGUGCCGUAAAUUGGAAGAUAUAUCUUGCUUCACCCCCCCCCCCCCCAAAAAAAAAAAAAAAAACCCACCUUCCCAUAACUGUUGACUUUAUUAUAACACAAGGAAUAUGUACACUUUAACAGCAAUUCGCGGCAUUUUGAAACAAAAAAGUAGGAAAACUAGGUAUUUUGAAGAAAAAGUAGGAAAAGUAGGAAAAAGACCAAAAAGUAGGGGAAAGUAAGAAAAGUAGGAUCGCUGGACAGCCUGCAUUCGUAUACACAGAGAAUACAUUGUUAAUCAUUUCAGUUACCUGUAUCUUGUUACAAUGAGAAACAAAAAUGAUUUAAAUGUAUGUUCCGUGUUGUUCAUUAAACAUAGUUUUGAGUGAAAUGAAAAUGCUUAAGAGUCGAGCAACCCAAAUUUCCUUCUAUACAGUAAAUCAUUGAGAAUUAUAAACAUGAAAUGUUUCGAGUUAUUGGCUACAGUUUAUUUUUGGUUUGUCUCCACGAUGUAAAUUUACACAGUAAAACAAUACAUGUCAAAGCUAUCUUCGCAAUUACAAUUGAUGUCAUUUCUAAAACGGAUCAAUACAUUUAUUUAUAUUCAUAUUUGAUGCGAAGCUUAAUUUUCAUUUUCAAUGUUUGGACAUUAUAAUACUGCAUAAUUCAUCUCAUUAACUAACUGGAGAAAAAAUAACUUUUGUGAAUUCUGGGGUUUUUUUUCUAAAACAAAUUCACAAACUUUUAUAAUCGCAAGAAAAGUAAAAUUGUCGAUGUUAUCAUUUUUUUUUCGUGUUAUAUAAAUAAGUGUAUACUUUUUAUAAAUUUGUUUUCAGGGAAUUUGCUUGUAAAUAUUAAAAACAUGUAUAUGUCUGUACUGGGUCUAUUUUGUACGAAAUGGCAGUCUAAUGUUUGUACGUAUAAUGCUGUAUAAUAUAUAUAUGGCUUGAGUCAUCGCAAACCCUAUUUUAUUUUUUACUUUAACUACAUCAUGUAAGUUUAAACAAUGGCUUUUUUGACAUAAAUUAUCAUGAUAUAUUGCAAUAUGUUCGUUUUUUGUAUUUUAUUUCACUAAGAUUAGCUCAGCAUUCUUUGAAGAUCUUUACAUUAAAAUCGUUAAUAAAAAUAUGUCUAUUAACUUCCA